Soboliphyme baturini is the source of this 249-nucleotide messenger RNA. Lineage: Eukaryota; Metazoa; Nematoda; Enoplea; Dioctophymatida; Soboliphymatidae. The record is from the annotation of a GenBank genome assembly.
AUGUUGUACGUUGACCCACACCAACGAAUCACGGCGGCCAACAUAUUGCAACAUGCCUGGAUUACGCAACGCCACCUGCUCCCGCAUUCAAAGAUACAGUUCAAGACAGACCCUUCGGCAGUGAAGGCUGCUGUAAUGGCCACAUACAAGGCGAUCAAGAAACCGCAAUUGGCUCCACCCCUGGAACCCGUUAGCGCUUCGAUGCUAGCUCAACGUCGUGUAAAAUCAAAAGUGAGCUCAGUGUUUUGA